Exophiala aquamarina CBS 119918 is the source of this 1446-nucleotide messenger RNA. RefSeq lists its product as uncharacterized. Bases 1 to 1446 code for a protein of 481 amino acids. Gene Ontology annotation, molecular function: ATP binding; microtubule motor activity; microtubule binding. Lineage: Eukaryota; Fungi; Ascomycota; Eurotiomycetes; Chaetothyriales; Herpotrichiellaceae. Gene Ontology annotation, biological process: microtubule-based movement. Gene Ontology annotation, cellular component: microtubule; centrosome; spindle. The record is from RefSeq and is a predicted model, not a curated record. The transcript has a single exon.
AUGUCUUCCGCUCCAGCACAGGCACAAUUAAAGCGAUUCAAGGUCUUCGUACGGUGGCGACCGCUGAGCGCUUCCGAGAGUGAGCUGCCCGAGAUCGAGCGGAAAACGGUGGAGAAUGACAAGGACGAGGAGGAGUCUUCCAUGUCCAUCUCGCUAGACGGUCCAGCGGAUCCGAAAACCCGUAAGACCCGUUCCUGGAAGAGCGGCGCGGGAUCCUUCACCGGCGUUUUUGAAGUUGGUGCUGGAAACCAGGUGGUCUAUCGAGAGGUGGUGGCGCCUACGCUGCCGCUGGUUCUCAAUGGGAGCACUUGUACUUUCUUUGCCUAUGGCCACUCUGGCAGUGGGAAAACGCAUACGAUUGUCGGCUACGACUAUGAGCGUGACGAGAACCUCGGAUUGUUCCUUGGUGCGGCACGCGAGCUCACGGUUGCCAUUGACGAAUUGAAUGCAGGAUUUUCCGAAGUUGAAGGACAAACGCACGCAAAUUUCGGUGUGGGAUUGCGGCUCUACGAACUACGACGAAAGAGCGCGUUCGACCUCCUCAACGGGCACAACGAGUGUUACAUCCGUGAAGGUCCUGACGGAAAGACUCACAUUCGAGGGGAGACGGAGAUGCUGGAGGAUGGAAAAGUGCGAGUCCGUCCGAUCCAGACUCGGGCUUGUUGGACAUUCGACCAGGUCCGUCAGCAUCUUCUCGAAGGACUGCAACUGAGGAAAACGGGUUCAUCGACAGUCCACGACCAGAGUUCUCGCACACAUGCGGUGCUGGAGCUGGAGGUGGUGAAUUCGACGCUUCUCGAGGCUCGUAACGCGGUCAUCGAGCGACAGUCCGCACUGGUUCCUGUCGGCAAGCGAGCGACGGACAUUUACCUGGAGGAAGUGACUCGCAGCCUGAUCAAGAACGAAGACGGGACGUACCGGCAGAAUCCAGACUGCCGACCCAACCAAGCUCGCAUUGACGCAGCGGAGGCAGAGAAGUGCGAAUGCGAGGCCCGAGUUGCGCAAGCCGAGGCGGAUGUGUCCCAUGUAUUCGCCUCCAGUCUGCACUCAUGCCUCGGCGGCAAGUUCGUCUUUGUCGAUCUGGCCGGGUCGGAAUACUUCGAGCAAGGGACCGGCACGUCCACGCUGGGGCCCUCGCCGAGUCCGCAGGAACGGCAAGAAGGGAGACAGAUCAACACCGACCUUUUUGGGCUAAAGGAGGUCCUCCGUGCGCGUGCUCUGGGCCUCCCCCGGAUCCCAUUCCGCUCGGCACCGCUUACGAUGGCGCUUCGCGAGCACUUCCUGGGUAGCAAAGAUAGUACUUCCGCGAUGAUUCUGACGGUGUCACCAUCAUCGCAGCAGUUCUCGGCCACUACGAAUACCCUGAAAUAUGGGAAUCUCGUGGGGAUGGCGAGCACAGAUGGUUCCAGCAAGGGCAGUGCUAGUGCUACUGCUGUGCGAUCGUAA